AUGAACAUUCAAUUCUUGUUUGAAAAUGGGAAAUGUUCUGUCGUCGACGAGUAUGACAGAUCUGAACCAAUGGAUUAUAUUGUUCAUGAAGAACAGUUUCGUCUUGAAACAUUGAGCUCUCAUACACAAUAUUUAUCUCAACUGCCUCUGGAGAGCGAGAAAAGGAUAGAUGCAAUGCAGGUAGAAAAGGAGGCAAAACCUAAUGGUGAUGUUACUAUGAGGGAAGCUUCAGUGAAACAAAACUAUACACGCUAUUCUGAUCAGGACAAAAGGUGUUUGAGUGCGGCUGCUGCUGCAACCCAGCUUGGGAUUCAUGUUCAUACAGCACAAAAAUGGGCUAAACAAUAUGAGAAGGGUUCUGACAGUAUCUUUGAGAAACAGAAAAAGACUGACCGUCCACGUAUUCUCCAUGACGAACACAAAAAAGCUAUUCUCGAGUGCAUUGAUGAGAAUCCUUCCAUCGUCCUGGACGAAGUAAUGAAGAAGUUAAAGCAAAUGUUUACCGAAUUAAAAGUAUCUAAAACUACUUUGUUUGAUUUUGUAAAACAAUACUGCAAUUUGUCUCUCAAGAAAGCUCGACUUCAACCCAAAGAUUGGAAUAGCGAAGAAAAGAUUCAAGAGCGGUUGGAUUGGAUUCGUAAAUGGGGAAAAAAACAGACAGGGAUUUUGCUUUCAUCACCAGGUGAAAUGAUUUUUCACCAGCACGAAUUUAUGUUUUGUACAACCUGA
This is a messenger RNA of Phycomyces blakesleeanus NRRL 1555(-), 729 nucleotides long. Its product is annotated as Homeodomain-like DNA binding domain-containing transcription factor. Bases 1 to 729 code for a protein of 242 amino acids. The transcript is spliced from 2 exons. Lineage: Eukaryota; Fungi; Mucoromycota; Mucoromycetes; Mucorales; Phycomycetaceae. The record is from RefSeq and is a predicted model, not a curated record.